CCUGUAUGUGCACCCAUGUAAAGACUACGACUCGUGUGUAUAAAUACAGACAUUACAUACUACUAUCCUGUCUUGCUCGUCCAACCGUGAUUUAGUCGGGUUACAAGGGUAAAACAAUUGUCCAGACCCGGAAGUUCAUGUGGAACAUGAAACGACAUUUUGUUCAGUGAGAAGCAGACGACAGAGUAAAUAAAAUGGCGGGUAAUGAUUCCACAGACAAUUCGACAGUCUCCUGUUUGCUGUUUCCAACGACGCCAAGUUACUGUGAUAUUCUGCUCUACACCAGAGGCAUUGCCGGAGGUCUAUCCCUCGUUGGAAGUUCCUUUGUCCUGUCCAUAACAUGGCUGUUCCGAAAGUACACGGCGUUUGUCCAGAGGAUGAUCGUGUAUCUAAGCAUUUCCGCUUUCUUUCACGCCAUCUUCUUCAUGAUGGGUGGUGUGUAUCCCGUGGGCCCCAUCUGUGUUUUUAAAGGCUUCUGGAUUACAUAUUUCCACUGGGCAGUGCUGCUCUGGGACGUACACAUUACGUGCAAUCUGUAUAGAAACGUCGUCAGGAUGGAAUCAUCAGAGAGACUGGAAAAAAUAUUCUGUUUGAACUGCUGGGGAAUACCUCUAGUGAUAUCCCUGGUUCCUCUCAUAGCUGGGCGUUAUGGCCCUGCAGGAGCAUGGUGCUGGAUUGUUGACGAAUGGGAUUUGGAGCGACUUUUUCUUUGGUACAUUCCGCUCUUUCUUGGUAUAUUUUUCAUGAUCGUGGUCUACCUGUAUAUAGUUUACACGCUGAACAGGAAGGCAUCAACGUGGCAUGGGACGUAUGACCCGGAUGUGGAACAGAAAAAGGCGCAAUUGCGGAACGACAUAACGGCUUUGCGUUUUUACCCACUGGUUUACUUACUGAUAAAUAUUAUACCACUUAUUAACAGGAUACAAAAUGCUAUCCACGAGGACAAGCCUGUAUUUGCUUUGAUCCUCGGACAGUGUAUCACAGCCCCCUUACAAGGUGCAAUAAAUGCAAUGAUUUUUGGUGCUGACAAGGACACAAUAAGUCAACUUACCUGGUCUGGUAUAAAGAUGGCUUUUCAAUCAAGAUUUAAAAAAAAGGCUUUAAUAAAAGAAUACGUGAUAGAAGAGGAAAUUACUGUUUCUCCACCAGCUGGCAGCACAAACAAUUCUAUAGAAAUCAUGGAUACCCAUAUAUGACGUCAAUGACAAUACAUCAGAGUCUUUAAUGCGCAUAUAUGAUUCUAAAAUUAACACUAUAGAAGUCGUGACACUCAUCUAUUUUAUUAUGCCUCUAGUGAAAAUCCUGUUAUAUGAUUGGUCGGGAAAAUUGUUCUUUUAACACUGUCACAUUCACUUUAACAUUGAGUCGGAUAUGAUGUCACCCUCAUGUGACAGUGAUACCCUUUGAGUGACCCUAGGCACUUUCACACUCUAAUGAAUGAAGUAUUUAUAUAAUACAUUGUAGCACAGCCAUAUAGUAUAUAUACUCGACACUAUAAUCGUCAUGGACGCACAUAUUUGACCAAUACUUUAGAAGUCAUGAGCACUCGUAAAAGAUACUACAGCCAGCACUACAGACGUCGUGGACGCUCAAAUGUGUUAGAACAGCCAACACUGUAAACGUCGUAGACGUUCAUAUCUGACAGAAGAACCAACACUAUAACUUUACAGCUCCUGAACACUCAUAUGAUCUGCGGCAACGCUAUACCCGUCAUGUGGGCACCAAUAACUGACCGCACUGGCAACAUCGUAUACACGUAGGUCAUUUGCACUCGUAUAUGUUAAUAGUUUUAUCCAUUGCGCUGUAGUCAGUAUUACAUGUAUCAAUUGAUAUUGAAGGAGUAUCACUAGAAUAGGUAUUUUUUGGACGCGAUGUCUCACACAUUGGUGCUUAAAUCUCUUUCUACGUAUGUACAUUAGUUUGAGUAUCACUAUUUUUAGUUAUCGAAUGCUUUUUAUACCAAUAGACAGGGUACCUCCAUAGCGGUAGUGAUAAGCAUACCUUGUAUUAUCAUUGUUCGAUAAAGGUGCGGCAUUAUGGUACUCAUAUAAUUCCAGUAUUUCUUUGACCCAGAUGACAACAGGAAUCUAACCAAAUGAAAAAUUCAGUGGUUAUGUAAAUUAGUCAUUUUGAAGUGUAUUUAAUAAAGUGGUAGGCAUUUAUUUAUUGAUAUAUUGCCUUUAUGAGCUUAGUAAACUCAGACCGAGUAUAAAGCAGCGUGUAAGUAAUGAACAAAAGGUAACGGCUGCUUGAUACAUGUUUAAAAUUAUGUUUCGGCGAGAUAACGGAGCGAUGAUAGCCAAUGCUUGGCUCCUUCAAAAUCUAAAAACAUGGAACAUAUUCGGAUAUCACAAAAUCUAAUACUGCAACAACUGGAUGGUUGCAAUGUUCUUAUUCCAUAGAUGUAUAUUAAAGUUUCCGUGUGCAUAAUGGAAACAAUGGCAGCGUGGUUCUGGUACAUUCGGCCACGUUACUAACGGAUAAGUGUGUCGAAUAAGAAAUAUGUUCGAAGGCCUCCUACUGAGAUUGACAAUUGAAAGGUGUAAAGUAUAUUGUCCUAGCAACCAUAUAUAUUGUUUAGGUAGCAUUGUAGCAACCAACUCGGACUGUGGCAACGGACAUAUCUACAACGGUUUCAUAUGAAAUGUUCGUUGCCAACUGCAUUCAUUUUACCGUAUACACCGUCCAAAUGAAUGUCAGCCAUUAUCCAUAGCGAACUUUCUAACGUUAUAUUAUUCUUACCAAAGUCAACGAGAAAGGUCUAUCACACCAGUAUUAUUGUUGCAUAUGUAUGUUAUUCAGAUUAUCUGUAUGCUAUGCAAAUAUUGGGUACGUUAAAGGUAAUAUAUUAUUUAGUCUUAUUAGAUGUGAAUGUAUCGUUGAAAGUUGAGACAACCUUAUCAGUGGACCGUUCAGUUACCUGUCAUGUCUCAGGUGCAAUACAUGAUCCGUAUAAACGAAUCACUUGACUCAAUUUCGACACCUUUGAGAAAACAGGAAAAAGCAUUAAAACAUGCAAUCAUAUUACAUUGCUAAAAUAUUUCUUUACUUAUACAGUCAUACGUAGAGGUGAUCGCAGUAUGUGUAUUCGUCUCUCAUAUUUUAUGUAUCCCAUGCAUCAGUGGAAUAUAAUUGAAUAUAAAAAUAAAAACGCACAUUGCCGUCAAAUAACAAGGAUGCAAUAAGGCAAUUAUAGGAACUGAAACUGAAACAAGAACAUCAAAACAGAAAUCACAGAGGGAAGAAAACCAGAAAAGAAAAUGCACUCCUAGGUUUUCUGAAAAGAAUAGUUAUCCUUUGUAUUUGCUAUAAAAAUAUGUUUACAUAUACUCAUCAUACAUGAUGUUAUAUAUUACGGCAAAUACAUUCUGCUGAUGAAUAACUUGAAAAAGCUUCUCAACCUAGAAAAUCACAAUGAACCAUGCAUAAUCUUUAUAAUGUAUGUAAUGUAUACAUUGAUAUAUAUCUGUGCAUAUAUAUCAUACAUGCAUAUAUGAAUACUAAAUGAAGAAUGCAAAUUAAAUGUCCAGUUCAAAAAUGCCCCUUUAUUCAUUUGACAUUAAGUACAGUAAGCAACUGGUCGGCCCUUAAUGUACAAACUUGCCAUAAUG
Molecule: messenger RNA, 3611 nt
Organism: Mizuhopecten yessoensis (Yesso scallop)
Lineage: Eukaryota; Metazoa; Mollusca; Bivalvia; Pectinida; Pectinidae
Product: cyclic AMP receptor-like protein A
Exons: 13
Coding region: 195-1196 (333 amino acids)
Biological process (GO): adenylate cyclase-activating G protein-coupled receptor signaling pathway; cell surface receptor signaling pathway
Cellular component (GO): plasma membrane
Molecular function (GO): G protein-coupled receptor activity
Source: RefSeq, a predicted model, not a curated record